AUGCCUAAAUUUCGUACACAAAUGGUAGCAAUUAUUCGAAGAAGCUAUUCAAAUCCACCAGCAUAUGGUGCGUAUAUUAUCGGUACAAUUUUAAAUAAUCCAACUUUAUAUAAUGAAUGGAAAACUAAUAUACGAACUAUCUAUGAAUGUAUACAUUCAAUGAGACAAUUAUUUUAUAGUAAAUUAAAACAAUUAGGCACACCAAGUAUGUUUGCUUAUACUGGUCUGAAUUCAGGUCAGUAUCAAACAUUAAUUCAGCAACAUCACGUAUAUAUAAUGAGUAAUGGUAGCAUACAUGUUUGUGGAAUAAUAUCAAAAAACAUCGAUGAAAUUGCGCAAAAAUUUUAUGAUGUUAUUACUAAUUAUGUUGAUGAUCCUAAACUUUGA
Messenger RNA from Rotaria sordida, 387 nucleotides. The record is from the annotation of a GenBank genome assembly. Lineage: Eukaryota; Metazoa; Rotifera; Eurotatoria; Philodinida; Philodinidae.